Molecule: messenger RNA, 4521 nt
Organism: Ananas comosus (pineapple)
Lineage: Eukaryota; Viridiplantae; Streptophyta; Magnoliopsida; Poales; Bromeliaceae
Product: protein PRD1
Exons: 12
Coding region: 1-3927 (1308 amino acids)
Biological process (GO): meiotic DNA double-strand break formation
Source: RefSeq, a predicted model, not a curated record
AUGGGUGAUCCUCCUAAGAAGUGGGGUAGCUCCUCGGCUAACGAUCGAUAUUGGUGGGGAGUGGCUCACCACAAGCCACAAUCUUGCUACAAAGACUUUAAUGUAUAUAACCAAUCUUCUGUGUAUGCACGGCAUUUUCAAGCUGUCCAAAUAAUCAAAUCAUCAAAUAAUCAAAUCNCCGACCCGCUCUCGCCCUCCCACCACGUCUCCCACGCGCUCUCCCAGCUCUCCCUCGCCCUCCGCGCCGACCCCGCCUUCGCCCGCGCCCUCGGCGCCCGCCACCCCCACCUCCUCGCCCCCCCGCUCGUCCGCGCCCUCGCCGCCGCCGCCGCCGCCGACGACGCGGCCCUCGCGCGCCAGGCCGUCGAUCUCAUCGUCGACAUCUCCGUCGCCUCCGACGUCUCCGUCUCCGCCGACUUCCUCGGCCGCCUCGCCGAUCUCCUCUCCUCGCACUUGCUCGAGUGGAGCCGGCGCCAGAUCUACGUUCUACACUGCUUUGGAGUCCUGCUGAACUCUCACCAGGAUGAUCGCACUGCAACCAAUAUUAGGAACAAAGCAGCUCUUUUCUCUAACCUCGUUCAAGGUCUACAGCUUCCCUGUGAAGAGGUUUGUGGGGAGAUCUUGUUUGUGCUGUACAAGCUAUUCCUUCUACAAGGGACACCGUGGGAAGAGGGUGAUAAUGAGUUUGAUGCUUUAGUAAGUAGGGAAAAGUUGUUACGCUUUUCACUCGAGGUUUUGCUGAAAGCCCAAAAUGAUGAUGCCCGCCUGAAUUGUGUAGCAUUGCUUUUGGUUUUGGCUCGAAGAGGUUUCUUUGAGAACUUAUUUACAAGUGAGCAAACUGGUAUCGACAUGGGAGAUGCAGAUAACUUUAUGCACACCGAUGAAAGUGCUUUGAAUUCUCCUCUUAUAAAUUUGUUUGCUGAAGCGAUCAAAGGGCCUUUGCUUUCUUGUGAUACGCAAGUCCAAACAAGCACUUUGGAUUUGAUCUUUCAUUCACUAUCCUCAGAUUUCAAUAUAUCUGAACAGAUUAAAGUUCUUGUUGAAGAAAAUGUUGCAGAUUAUAUUUUUGAAGUACUCAGACUGUCAGGAAAGAAGGAUCCCUUGAUAAUUUCCUGCCUCCAAGUUCUCGACCUCUUUGCUACAGAAGAGGAAACCUUCAUACAAACGCUUACUGUAGGAUUUCCCAUGCUGCUUUCUACUCUGCGUUAUGUAGCAGAGAUACCAUUCCAUCCAGUUCAGACUCAUGUCUUGAGGCUCGUUUUCUUAUGUAUCUCCAACUGUCCAGGAAUCAUAUCAAUGCCUCAGGUUGAAGAAAUAGCAACUAAGCUAACAGAAAUUUUUAAGGGUCAUAGUGUAGAGGCGCUGGGUGUGGCUUCUGAAGUCUUCACCUUGUCCUGUUUGAUAUCCGUGGAGAUUCUUAAGUCACCAUCUUCUAAUAAUACUCAGAAAUUAUCGAGUACCAUCCAAGAGGCAUCAAGAAAUGCUGUUGUUUCGUCUAUUAAAUCUUAUGGACAUGACAAUCAGCUUCUUUUGUAUUCACUAUACCUUCUGAAAGAAGCAUUUAUGCAUAUUUGUAGUGAGGGUUCAAAUCCAAACUCCUAUACUAAAGUUCUUGAGAGGAGCAUUAUCAAAACUUGUGAAGACUACCUAUUACCUUGGCUUGAGGAAGUUCUAACUGAAGUGCCCGAUGAGGAAGUAGUUCUGGGAGUACUGGAAACUUUUCAUGUAAUUUUGCUUAAAGGAUCAGAAGUCGAAUCCAUGAAGUUUUCUCAGACCCUUGCUUCCUCCUCUUGGUUCAGCUUGUCUUUUGGACUUUUGGGUUUAUAUCCCUCGGAUCUUAUGAAAACAAGAGUGUAUCUGAUGCUUAGUUCGCUUAUUGACAGAAUUAUAGGUAGUGAGUGUGGGGAAGCAAUACAAGAUGCCUAUGCUUGUUUGCCAUCUGAUCCACUUGAUCUGAUUUAUCUGCUUGGUCAGAGGAGUUCACAUGAUCUGAACUUGGCUUCUUGUCAAUGUGCAAUUCUUGUUUUAUUGUAUGUCAGCACUUUGUACGGUGAAAGGCUUGCCAGCGAGAACGAAGUGUUGGCUGCUCUGGAGCAAUAUAUUAUUGUUAACAAUACCAAUUUCUCAUGUGGGAUUUCUGAUUCCAUGAUAUUAACACAAUUGAUUCUUCUGUAUAGUCUUAUUAGAGCUUCUUCAGUUGGUUAUAGUGCUGCUUACAAUGCGGAAGCAGAGAAGACCAUCUUCCGUUUAAUAUCUGAAAAGGAGUGGGAUUUGCUCACUAUAAGUAUCCACCCGUUAGCUCUAAACUGGCUUUUUCAACAGGAAGCACUUUUGUCCCCAUUGUCGUACCAGCUCCUAAACUUUUCUAAAUUCUAUAGUUCAAACAAGAACCAAAUUUGUGUGCAUUUGGAUAAGAUGCAGAUAAUGGACAUUCAAAUGAUCGCACAACUAGUAGUUUCUGGAAAUAAUUAUGUAAUUCAAAUUCUUGUAUUAUUGCUCAAAGAGGUUGGAGAAGAAGGAAGAGAAGAUGAUGCCAUUUCUGUGAUGAAUGUCUUGGGAGGAUUACUGGAGAUUUAUCCCAAAUCUUCCAAUCAACUGUGCUUAGAAGGCUUUGCUGAUGCGCUUCGAUGUUCUUACUACUCGACACACUCCUUGCAAAACUUCAUGACGUGUUCUCUUAUUGUUUUCAAUGUUCUAUAUUCGGCAAACUGUAAAGCACUCAUUCAAGAAGGAGAAUGGCUUUCAGUUAUACAGAAGUUGCUAGAGCAUUUAAAACCAAAAUCUGCUUCUCAAUCAUGUGGUCAAGAAGAAUACUUAGUAAUUGCCAUAUUAUGCAUUGUCUUGCGUUUUUCCACCAACCAAGUGCUCAUAGAACCUGCAAAAGCCAUAUUAUUUAGCAAUUCUUUGGUUUCUUCAGUUGAAAAAGUAGUACAAACAGCCUGUACGAAGGGUCCUGCUUUAAGCAAGCAUGAGGAAGAUACAACCUUGGGUGAAUCCUUGAUUUUUGUCCUCUUGCUAAAUCUUUUCGCUUUGAAAAGUUUACAUGCUAUUUUACAGGAUACAAUCGAUUGGCAGGACUACCUCCAAUUAUCUGAUGAAGUCGAUACUUUAUCUGUUCUCUCCAUCAAAUGCCACGACCUAUGCCGCCUUUUAUACUCUGGUUCUUCUCUUGUUAAACUUGUUGCUUCACAGUGCCUACUUGAAUUACUUACUAGAAUUUCAGAACAAAGAAACAGCAAAGGCGAUGAGCUAAGAUGCUCUUGGAGAUACUUAGAAUCAAUGAUGGCUGUGAUUGAAGGCUUACUUUUCUAUGGAGAUUAUUUGGUAGCUAGAAACUGUGGGAUGUGUUUUGCGAUGAUUUUGGGUUGGGAAAAAUUUGGGUUGGUGGAGAAGAGAGCAAUCAAAGACUCGAAAUGGUGUAGAAUAGUUAUGGAGGAGUUUGUGAUGGCUUUGGCUGCUCCUGGGUUGACUUCAAGGUGCUUCACUAAUCAGCACAAACCCGCAGCUUAUAUGGCUGUUACGUUGCUGAAAUUGGAUCGAGUACCUGAGUGGAUGAAAUCUUUGUUCGAUUCUUCUUGCAUCUCUGGGAUAGUCAACAACCUUUCUGCAAGUAAUGUUACAGCUGAGAUAGUGAUGUUCUUCAGGGAGUUAAUGAUGAGGAAUUAUCUGAAUGAUGAGCACAUUGCUACUUUGCAUCACCUGUUCCAGGUGUGCAGAAAGCAGGCAUAUGAGGACAAUUCCAAAAACCAGUUUUCAGACGAUAGUUUGGAUAAAGUAGUAGCAGACCCCGGUGAUAUAGAUCAAAUAUGUAGCAUUCUCAUCCACCUUAUGCUGUCCCCUGAUAUGGGUUAUAAUGAUGCUUACAAAGAGCAAAAGAAGCUUUUGGAAGAAAUUGAUAUAUUUUUUCAAGUGUCAACCACGCAAUAGAAUAUCAGAUCCUACUUUCAGAGGCAAAAAAAGGAAAGACCUGCUGAUUCAUUUCUGCUUCAUUCACGAGAUUAUCGAUGUUGGUUUUUUAUCAUUUUGCGGACAAUCUUGCCCUUGCAAUACAUGCUUGUGCACAUUUAUUUUGUUACGUAGAAAGGAAUGUACGUACAUACACAAUAUGUUCUUAUCGGCCAAUACGUUUCCAAAAUAUUGACACCGAUUGGUUUUGUGUGCAGCCUCUGUUUCCUGCAUCAAAAUAUUGAAAGCAACUAGUAAAUCUGGAAGUAAGUGUUUAAGAUGUUUCGUCCAUGCCUGAGGGAUGAGGACAAUCAUGACAUCAGAUCCAAAGACGACAAGAUGUUGAGUCAGUUUUAAUCGAAAAGCUCUUCUAAAAUGACUGAAACCAAUGCAUGGGGGUGGGGGUGGAUGUAGCUAAGUGGAUCAAAGCAAUGGAUUGUCAUCCACCACGCCUGGUUCAAUCCUCAUCAUUAGCCCAUUAAUUAAAUUGUAGCUCGGUGCACGUUGUUGCAUGCAUUAUUUUGACUUGACAUCCCUCUAUAGUUACUUCAGUUAUUGUAUCACUGUUUUGAGACA